CACCAAAUAAUCACACCUAACUAAACUUGCAUUUAUGAUUCGUCUCCCACCGACGCCUUUAGCGUCUCUCUCUCCUCUCUACGUAAUAGAACUUUCUUUCUCGUUAGUUGAAGAGCAGCUGGCGCGAUGACGAUUUAUCAAAGUUUAGAUUUAGAGAGAGAUAGAAAGGAGUUUCUCUCCUUCUCUCUCUUCCCGAUGAACAAUUUUUAGGGUUUGAAGAAACCAGUGAUUGUUUCUUUACGGAAAUUUUUAGGAGAUUCAGUAUGUCGGGGCCGCUUGAUCAAUGCACAAGGCCUUGCUUUGAGGAAUCCUAUAAUUAUGAUGAAAGAAAAGAACUGCAAUCAGAUUAUGAAAUCUCGGAGGAUGAAAAGAGGACAAGAAUUGGGAGUUUGAAGAAGAAAGCAGUAAAUGCAUCCAAUAAAAUUAAGCAUUCUCUCAAGCAGAAAAGUAAAACAAAAAACGAGAAUCAGACUACUUCUGUUUCAAUAGAGGAUGUCUGGGAUGCUAAAGAGUUAAAGGUUGUAGAUGCUUUCCGACAAGAACUGAUCUCAAAUGACUUGCUACCUGCAAGAUAUGAUGAUUAUCAUUUGAUGUUGAGAUUCUUGAAAGGGAGGAAGUUUGAUAUUAAGAAAACAAAGCACAUGUGGGCUGAGAUGCUUCAAUGGAGGAAAGACUUCGGUGCUGACACUAUCAUGGAGGAUUUUGAGUUCAAAGAGUUGAAUGAAGUUGUACAGCACUACCCACAGGGUUAUCAUGGUGUUGAUAAGGAGGGAAGGCCCAUAUACAUUGAAAAACUUGGAAAAGCUGAUCCAUUCAAGCUUAUGGAAGUGACAAAUUUGGAUCGGUUUGUGAGAUACCAUGUGCAAGAGUUUGAGAAAACUCUUACUAUCAAGUUUCCUGCCUGCUCUAUUGCUGCAAAAAGACACAUUGAUUCAAGUACAACAAUUUUAGACGUUCAUGGCGUGGGUUUUAAGCACCUGACUAAACCUGCACGAGAAGUCAUUAUGCUGCUGCAGAAGAUUGAUAAUGACAACUAUCCUGAGACACUUGGUCGUAUGUUUAUUAUAAAUGCUGGUUCUGGCUUUAGGCUGCUCUGGAACACAGUGAAGAGUUUCCUUGAUCCCAAAACAGCUUCGAAGAUUCAUGUUCUUAGCAGCAAAUUCCAAAGUAAAUUGCUUGAGAUUAUUGAUGAUAGUGAGUUGCCAGAAUUUCUCGGUGGUAGCUGUACAUGUGCAGAUGAGGGAGGUUGUAUGAGGUCUGAGAAAGGGCCAUGGAAAGACCCGGAUAUAUUAAAGAUGAUUUUUGAUGGUGAAGUGCAAAAAUCCAGACGAAUAGUGACCGUAUCAGACAGUGAGGAGAGAGCAACUGGUGAUGAAAAGCCACAUUAUCCUACGACAAAAAGCAGCGACACUUCUGCUGAUUCCGGAUCUGAAGCUGAGGAACUUGCAUCUCCAAAAGCAACAAAGACAUAUCCAGACCCAAGGUUGACUCCUGUCCUUGAAGAAGUGGUUGGACAUGCAAACUGUGAUGGCAGCUUGUCUAGGGAUAAUGAAUUUGUCCCAGUGAUUAAUCAGCCUGCAGAUACAGGAUUUGAGGAACAAAUGGGCCUUCAAAAGCCUAAUGCUUCAAGAGGGAUGCCUUCUCUCGCAAGACAGCAAAUAACUCCACAAGGACUUUGUGCCCUGAUUUGGGCAGCUCUCCUGGCCUUCUCUGCAACCAUCUUUAAUCUUUUCCUUUCACUAGUGAGCCGAGUGAAUAAAAACACCCCCAGCCAAACAAUUGAACUAGUGCCCGUGGAGGAAUACCCUCCACCUUUGAAUUCUGCUUUUGGUAAGGCAGACCUCUCAUCUGUUCUCCAGAGGCUGGGUGAGCUCGAGGGGAAGGUAGAUAUGUUACAGACGAAGGGCUUUAGCAUGCCCAAUGAGAAAGAGGAAUUGCUCAAUGGUGCUGUUUAUCGUGUGGAUGCAUUAGAAGCCGAGUUAAUUGCUACUAAGAAGGAAUGGUUCUAGCUUUGGUGAUGCACUUUUUAUUUGGUACCUUAUUCUGCUCCUUUUCUUUCUGUAAGUCACUGGAUGAAGCUCUAAUAGUGCAAGAAGAACUCCUUGCAUACAUAGAUCGUCAAGAAGCUGCCAAGCUCCGGGUAACUUGAGAUUAGGAUCUGUGCAAUUUCAUUGAGCAAUUUCAUCUUCAAGAAACUGAUAGUUCAAUUGUUUGCGCAUGUGAAACAGAUAAGGAAGUUUUGCUUCUAAGGAUGAGAUUUUUGUACAGGAGGAUUUGUUUGACAGAAUGUUGAUUCCGUUAGCUGUAUAUAUCUGUAUUUUGAGAUGCAUACAUGUAGUUUUUUUUAAUUUUUUUUUUUUUUAAUUUUAAUAUUCUUUGAUUUCAACAUUUAUGAAGUUUCUGAUAUAUUAAAAAUUUGUACAUACCAACCAUGUAAAAUAAAGGCCGUUAGUGUUGUUUCUCUAGUUUUCUCGCCUUUGUUAAGGCCACACUUUAUCUCAUCUCUCUUUUAGUGGUC
Molecule: messenger RNA, 2518 nt
Organism: Camellia sinensis
Lineage: Eukaryota; Viridiplantae; Streptophyta; Magnoliopsida; Ericales; Theaceae
Source: RefSeq, a predicted model, not a curated record